GGAACUAUUUGAAUCACGUGACCGUCGAGCGUCCCGGACUUCCGUCGUAUCAUAAUUCUCCGAAAGAAGCGUUCUGCUUGCGAAUAAUUCGCCGCCAUUUCGCGUUGUCCAGCAAACAGCUCGCGACUUACUCGAAUUCGUUUUAAUGUUUUACUUUUUAAGCAGUUUUGAUACACGUUUUGGAAUCGACCAGCAGCCCGACCAUGCCGCCGACAGAAAAGAAACGCAAGGAUAGGGUUACGACUGCCAUGUCGGUCGCGGCCCAGAAGAGAAUCGGUGAUGUAGCUGCUGAUAGGGACAAGCUGUAUCGCUGGAGGCAUGGCCACCAGGACACACUGACUAAAUUUUGGCAAAAUAACCCGAUCUUCUAUGACAAAACAAAGCCACAUUUUAAGGACAAAUUUCUAAAGAUCCAACUUGUGCAAGAGCUGAUUGAUAAAAACAGUGAGGAUUGGGAGAAGAUCCACAGCCCUCUGCCUACUGUUACUCAGGUGGAGGCACAUUUACGCAACAUGAGGACCAGAUUUGUUAAGUUGCUGAAACUCCAAGCGGCUUCCCCUGAUUUGAAGCUGUCCUUCACACAGGAGAAGAUCUUGGAGCAGUACCAGUUUCUAAGGCCACAUAUUCAACGCAGUAGGUCAACAGGAACCCACAAUUUUCCUGGUGAACAGCCUGAAGGUGAAGCUGACAGUGUGGUGAAUGAUGACAAUGAUAAUGAUGACCAGAACGAUCAGGAGAGUCAGCAGGCCUCCACGUCUCAAACCACACAGAAAUGUAAAGAAAAGGAGAGAGGACGGCCGACUUCCCUUUCACCAUCUCCUGUAGCAGACAGUGAGGACGACGUGUCUGAGAUGGAGAUUUUGCAGCAGGCCAAGAACCUGAUCUCAAACAUCAGGGCCCCGACAAAAUGUCAGCAGGAAAGGAAAGUCAGGGACUUCUGCAGAUAUUUAGAGUCCGAGCUGCUUCAGAUACCUGAAUCUGCAUGGGAUGAGUGCAGCUUCGCCAUGAUAAACACAGUCAGAGGAUUCAAGCAAAAGACUCAGCAACCAGGUCAACUGAUUUUAACACUUCAGCACGGUAAAACUUGCUAUAUACUUCCAAAGAAGUGAGACGUCUGUUCUCGCUCACGUGGUUGUGAGACGUUCUUUCUCUCAUGGACAUUUUAAACUCUGAAGAGAAACUGGCAAGUACUCGUGGUAAGCCCCUCCCACUGUAGCACACAUUGUGUGUGAACAGCAACAACGUAACAAGAUCACGGCUGGAUAAACUAGAUGGUUUUUUUUGAUGGAUACGUUAGAGGAGAUUUGUCUGUUAAACAUGGAGAAGUGCAAAUUUGUUACAAGAGACUGGCACCCUUUCUAUCGGACGAUGCGGGAAAAUGUCUUUUAGCUACAGUACCUGCAGAUAUCCGGCUGAGACACACUCUCUUCCUGUCACACAGAUCCAUCUGUGUCACCACGCCGAUGUCUCCAUGCACAAAAAUUGUGCUCUAUCCUUCCACCGGUUCUUCGACCAUCUUUAUAAGACUUUUUUACUUUCAUAAGUUUUGCUAGAGUACUUGUAAAGAUGACUGUUUCUUACGGUCUCGACCAGCUGAUCCUCAGCAUAGCCCUUGAAGCAAAAUGGAAGCAGUGUACUUUCCUGCAUAAACACAACCCCAAAGUUCUGACCAGUUAAACAGUACACAUACCUCUGAAUGUACAAAGCUUUGCCAAGGGGCUUGUGCACAAAACCUGUUCUCAGAGGCAUCCGUAAAAGUGCUGAGAGGAAGAGACUUUGUUACCUGUUUUUGUUAUUUAUCAUUUCUUGGCGCUUGUGCUCUGACAAGUUAUUCUACAGAGCUAGAACUGUAUUUAGUGAAUUCAUACCUAUUUAUUUCAUUGUAUGUGUGUUUUUUCAUUGUAAAAUAAAAUAUGCAGCGAGUGUUUUGUUAAAGAAAA
Austrofundulus limnaeus is the source of this 1940-nucleotide messenger RNA. RefSeq lists its product as uncharacterized. Lineage: Eukaryota; Metazoa; Chordata; Actinopteri; Cyprinodontiformes; Rivulidae. The coding region runs from base 204 to 1109 and encodes 301 amino acids. The transcript is spliced from 4 exons. The record is from RefSeq and is a predicted model, not a curated record.